GACGAAAAAGAGCGCAAAAGAGCGGAACUGCGGCAGCGGUUGGAGGCGGAGAUGAAGUCCGCGAAGAAGAAGGGAUUCAUGACUCCCGAGCGCAAGAAGAAACUGAGGCAAUUGUUGCGCAAGAAAGCGGCCGAAGAGCUGAAGAGAGAACAGGAGUUGAAAUCCAUAGAAAGGAAGCGCAUUAUCGAAGAGCGAACCGGAGUUCCGAAGAACGUCAAAGAGAUCGCCGACGAAUCAGAAUUGAUCGCAAUUUGCGAAGAAUAUCACAAAAGGAUUGUGUUUUUGGACGAAAAGAAGUUCGAUCUCGAAGUGGAAACUGUUGGCAAAGAAUACGAGAUCAACGAAUUGUCGGCCAAAGUGAAUGACGUCAGGGGGAGAUUUAUAAUCCCGCCGCUGAACAAGAUCUCGAAGACGGCGACGCAGUUGGAGAAGAUGCGUCAGUGGACCAUGAAGUUGGCCAAACUGGACAUGAAGGGCAGUCUUCGGCCCGUGAAGAAGGACAUCUCGAAGGAGUUGGGCGCCCGCGAGACGGACGUCAGUAUCUGUGACGUCAUAUUUGUAUUGAUUAUUGGUUUUCAUUUCCAGAAAGCGUUUGAAUGGAAAACCAAACAAUCGCUAAACGAAUGA
This is a messenger RNA of Medioppia subpectinata, 627 nucleotides long. The record is from the annotation of a GenBank genome assembly. Lineage: Eukaryota; Metazoa; Arthropoda; Arachnida; Sarcoptiformes; Oppiidae.